AUGACAAGUAAGCCGGAGUUUUUGAAAAAAUAUUUGAGGGGGCCCCGGCGACCUAGGGGGCCCCCUGUCAACCAAGGGGGCCUCAAGCUUCGUAGUGACGACGAGCUUGACGCCUGCCUAGUUCCCCAACAGAAGGCUUCAAGGGCCUGCACCAAGAAGACCCUCUUCAAGGUGCUGCGACGGGACGCCAACGGUGACAAAUUUUUAUUUGCCGACGAGGAAGCCGAGCCAGAACUGCCAGACUCAGAAGAAGAGGAAGUACACGUAGUGGGGGAGGACGGUCAGACCCUUGCUUUAAAUGAGGAGGAAAAGAAGAAGGUAGCCCAGCUGAUCGCUAGAGAAGAGGGCUGGGAUCGGCCUCUUGGCGGGCCCAAGGAACCCAAGAGCACCAGGGAGGGGGCUACCUCCGAGAUAGAGAACCCAGAAGUGAACAAUGCAUGGAAGGAGGUCUUUGCCAUUGAUGAAUCUUUGGCUGAACGUGCGGUGUCUCCAGUUGCAGCUCCUUCUCCCUAUGACAAAAGACGGGCGCGAAGAGAAAUUCCAGCUGACAGCCCGCUUCCCUUAACACAGACAGACCACGACCCUUCGCCUCAGAGGAGGACAACUGAAAAAUGUAUUGCAUCACGAGGCAGGAAAACGUCUCAAGAUGAAGAUCUGUCGCUACACAGAAAGGGCAGCGACAGAGAUCUUUCGCCUCCCAGAAGGUCGCAGUGCCCUCUUUCCCUCGAGCGUGAAGGAGGAGACAAAGAUUUGUCUCCUCCGAGGCGGCGUGCAUCUCCUGCUGCAUCUUUGCGUGGAGGCGGCAGCUCCAGAGGUCCUGACGCCCAUCUCGACCCAGCGCUGGAACGGGACGCUAGGGAUCGGGACCUUUCGCCGCCAAGACGCCGCAGAGAAAGCGCAGCCCAAGGAGAUGCGGAGGGAGACAGUCAUCGAAGAGGUGAAAUACCUGCCAGUCGGGUCAUCUUUCGAGACAGAGAAGGACGCAUUAUAUCUGAAGAGGAGUGGCUGACCCUCGAAGGAGCAAAGGGGAGGAAAAGACAGCGGGAGAGAGGCCCUGCUCCGGUACUCGAAUGGGGCGCCGGUCUCAAGCAGAAGGAAGACUUGGAAGCGAGGAAGAAGGAAGAAGAGAAAAUCGCAAAGCAACCAUUCGCGAGGUAUGAUAUUGACGAAGAACACGACGCCGAAUUAAGAGCACGCGACCGGUGGGACGAUCCGCUGGCGAAGGCGCCGUCGAACACAGCUCAGGGCCUAGGCCGGAAGCAAAAGGGGAAAGAGGACGUAGAUCGAGAGAAAAAACACCAGAGGCCAAAGUGUCCCCACGACGCUCCACCCAACAGGUUUGGUAUUAAGCCUGGCUACCGGUGGGACGGAGUCGUUCGCGGGAAUGGCUACGAAGAGGAGCGUUUAAAGGCAUUGUGCAAAAACUCGUGA
Eimeria tenella is the source of this 1431-nucleotide messenger RNA. RefSeq lists its product as uncharacterized. The record is from RefSeq and is a predicted model, not a curated record. Gene Ontology annotation, cellular component: RES complex; U2-type spliceosomal complex. Gene Ontology annotation, biological process: mRNA splicing, via spliceosome. Gene Ontology annotation, molecular function: RNA binding. The transcript has 6 exons. Bases 1 to 1431 code for a protein of 476 amino acids. Lineage: Eukaryota; Apicomplexa; Conoidasida; Eucoccidiorida; Eimeriidae.